Messenger RNA from Neltuma alba, 1575 nucleotides. Its product is annotated as alpha-1,3/1,6-mannosyltransferase ALG2-like. Gene Ontology annotation, molecular function: GDP-Man:Man(1)GlcNAc(2)-PP-Dol alpha-1,3-mannosyltransferase activity. The transcript is spliced from 8 exons. The record is from RefSeq and is a predicted model, not a curated record. Lineage: Eukaryota; Viridiplantae; Streptophyta; Magnoliopsida; Fabales; Fabaceae. Gene Ontology annotation, cellular component: endomembrane system. Gene Ontology annotation, biological process: dolichol-linked oligosaccharide biosynthetic process. Bases 133 to 1356 code for a protein of 407 amino acids.
UUCUCCUUCUGUAGAGCGAACGCUGUCGGGUCAUCGUUGACUUGACUAUAAAUUAUUCGUUGGCUGUAGAACAGGCUCUACGGAACCUCCAACGAAUGUGUUCACUGUAAAUUUAUUGGCUUUGUCGCUUUGAUGGCAAAAGAAAAAAGCUCGAAGAUGAACAUCGCCGUAAUCCACCCAGAUCUUGGCAUAGGUGGAGCUGAAAGAUUAAUAGUGGAUGCUGCUGUUGAGCUCGCAUCCCAUGGCCAUAAUGUUCAUAUUUUUACUGCUCAUCAUGAUAAAAAUAGAUGCUUUGAGGAGACUACCGCUGGUACCUUUCCAGUUACUGUGUACGGUUCUUUUAUUCCUCGGCAUAUUUUCUACCGUCUUCAUGCCUUAUGCGCGUACCUGAGGUGUCUCUUUGUUGCUCUUUGUGUUCUUUUCUUGUGGCCAUCAUUUGAUGUUAUACUGGCUGAUCAGGUCUCUGUAGUUAUUCCAGUCCUGAAACUUAAGAAGUCCGCAAAGGUUGUAUUCUAUUGUCAUUUUCCAGACUUGUUGCUGGCUCAACACACGACUUUCCUCAGGAGGAUGUAUAGGAAGCCAAUAGACUAUAUAGAAGAAAUAACAACUGGAAUGGCUGAUCUGAUACUUGUUAACAGCAAAUUCACUGCAUCUACUUUUGCAAAUACUUUCAAGCAUCUGGAUGCUCGAGGGAUUCGACCAGCUGUUUUGUACCCAGCAGUCAAUGUGGAUCAGUUCAAUGAACCCGAUUCCUUUAAGUUCAAUUUUCUUUCCAUUAACCGCUUUGAAAGGAAGAAGAACAUAGAAUUAGCAAUAUCAGCUUUUGCUCAGCUCCACGCCCUCAAAGGAGAUGCCCUUCGUCAGGAUGCAUUUAAUGCUUCCUUGACGGUUGUUGGUGGCUUUGACAAACGAUUGAAAGAGAAUGUAGAGUACUUGGAAGAGCUAAAAGACUUAGCUGAAAGGGAAGGAGUAUCAAGUCGAACAAGGUUUAUCACAUCUUGCUCAACAGCUGAAAGGAAUGCUCUUCUUUCAGAAUGCCUUUGUGUCCUUUACACUCCAAAGGAUGAGCACUUUGGCAUUGUUCCUUUGGAGGCAAUGGCAGCUUAUAAACCCGUUAUUGCAUGCAAUAGUGGUGGACCUGUUGAGUCAAUCAAGCAUGGUUUGACAGGGUUCCUUUGUGAUCCUACUCCACCGGAGUUUUCUCAAGCAAUGUUCAAACUCAUUCAAGAUCCUCAGGAGGCAGAGCGAAUGGGCAGAGAAGCUAGGAGGCAUGUCACUGAGUCAUUUUCAACGCAGACAUUUGGCCAACGUUUGAAUAGAUAUCUUGUCGAUAUUCACAGGGGAAAGGAGGACUGAAUCAUGGCAAAUUUUCAGAUAGAACUGGUACACUGACGAUAAAUAGAUCAACUUAGUUAGGAAUAGGCAUUUAAGCAGUUGGUCGGGAGUGCUUGCUUUGAAAUUUGUCUAUUUAUGAUAGGUUUGGUCCUUGAAUCACUAUUUUGCAUGAACUGCAUUUACUUGAGAAAAUUUAGAACUUCAGAGGAUACUAACGAAAUUACUGGUUGUUACUCCGGC